Molecule: messenger RNA, 4024 nt
Organism: Scleropages formosus (Asian bonytongue)
Lineage: Eukaryota; Metazoa; Chordata; Actinopteri; Osteoglossiformes; Osteoglossidae
Gene: smarcad1b
Product: SNF2 related chromatin remodeling ATPase with DExD box 1b
Exons: 24
Coding region: 190-3243 (1017 amino acids)
Molecular function (GO): ATP binding; ubiquitin binding
Source: RefSeq, a predicted model, not a curated record
UCUUCAGUAAUGUGAAGACCCAGGAAUCUGAAGCUGCACACCCUCUCCACCACUCACUGUCUCACCUGGCUGAAUAUGCAGUGUGACGAGUGUUGCUCCCUCCUUCUCCGUGGAUCUCGGCAUGCCGCAGCAAACAACAAUGAUAGAAAAAAGCUCGCCGAUUGACAUUGAACCACGCCGCAAACCCAAAUGAGUUCAUUCGGCUUGGACCAGUUUCGUUACGAAAAGGACAAAGCCGGGAUUAAAAAAUGUUCUCCCGAGAGGCAGAGACACAAUGGAGCAGUUAGUCCUGACUGGGAGAAGGAGAACUGCAGCGUCACUGUUGUCCCCGAGACCCCGGAGCUCAAACGUCCACCUGGGUUGACGCUGCGGAGGGUCGCCGACUGCGUGGUCCUGGACUCGGACUCGGACUCGGACGUCGAGGUGUUGGGAGCAUCAAUGAUGGCUUCUGGGAGGUCUGGGACGACACUAGAAGCCAGGUCCGGUGCUGUGAUGGUGGUGUCUGAUGAAGAAGAGAGUGGGGAUGAGGAGACGGAGCGGAAGCUGGAAAAACUACAGGAGCUCUUUCCUGAGACUGAGCGGAAUCAGCUGUUGGAGGUAAUCAAGAGCACAAGCACUUUGGAUGGAGCCGUGGCCACCUGUACACUGAGAUUCAAAGGAGACUCUUCUUAUUCAAACCGUAAGAGGAAGCCAAGCAGAUCAGAUUGUGGCUCUCAGGAUAAGGAUGAUGGCGAUGGUAAUAAGAAGAGGAGGGAUUCUGUGACAGAUGACUCUGAGGUGGAGGGUCCGGAGCCAAGCUGGAAAAAUCAGGAAGAUAUGGUUCGGAGACUACAGAGGAAAUUUCCGAGCUUAGACAAGGAGGAGCUCAGGGAUGUGCUACAGGAACACGACUGGCUGUUUGAGGACACCCUGGAGGCCCUCCGCAUGUUUUCUGAAUCGGCUGAGGAAUCGGACCUUCCCGAUCUGCCUGAGAGGAAAUCCAGCAACAUCGUCGUAGAAGAAAGUCCCACCACCACAGAAUCCUGGAGAGACUUGAGCCCAGCACUGGGCCAUACAGCCUUGAGGCCAAGCGAAGGAGGGAGUACAUCCCUCACUACCUCACAGACAUUGCGAGGCCAAAAUGGUGCAGCCUCCUCCUCCCCCUCCUCAUCAAGGCCACACGAACAUCACGCUGGGUCCUGUAAAGCCAAGGCAGCGGAGAGACAGCGUUGCUCACAGCUCCUCCCAGAGGCGGACAGCAGCUCAGACGGAGAGGGCUCCAUCAGCAGUGAGUUUGGUGGGUCGUCUGGCCAGACAGAUUCUGACCGUGAGGACAGGGUAGAAGCUGGACUGAAGGCCCAGAUUUUGGAGUUCUUCCAGACUGCGUCAGUAGAUGAACUGUCACUCAUUUCUGGCUGCUCCAUAAGGAAGGCCCAGAAGAUUGUGGAGCUACGGCCUUUCAAAACAUGGGAGGACUUGUAUGACACCUUCCACAAGGGCAAUGGCCUUUCAUCAGAACUGGUGUGGGGCUGCCGCAUGGUGCUAAAGGAGCGGGAGGUGGUGCUCCGUCUGAUGACCAAGUGCGAGGGGAUCUCUCGGAAGAUGAUGGCCGAUGUGACCAGAGUUAUCGAGCGAGGGGCCGGCUCUUUGAAGCAGCCUGAUAUCCUGAACAGCACGCUCCAGUUAAAGCCAUACCAGUUGAUUGGACUCAACUGGCUGGUGAUGCUGCAUAAGAACCAGCUGAGUGGGAUCCUGGCAGACGAGAUGGGCUUGGGGAAGACUGUCCAGGCUAUUGCAUUCCUGGCCAGUCUGUUCCAGAAUGGCAUUAAUGGACCUCACCUCGUCACUGUACCAUCCUCCACCUUAGAUAACUGGGUCCGGGAGCUCAACCUUUGGUGCCCUAGUCUGAAAGUACUGAUUUACUAUGGCUCUGUAGAAGACCGCAGAUACCUUCGGCAUAACAUCCUCAACAAGAGAGUUGACUUCAACAUCAUUGUGUCUACGUACAACCUGACAAUCGGGAAUGACAGCGACCGCAGCCUGUUCAGGAAGCUGAAGCUGCAGUAUGCAGUAUUUGAUGAGGGCCAUAUGCUGAAAAACAUGAACUCUCUGCGCUACCGCCAUCUCAUGGCCAUCAAUGCCAGGUACCGACUGCUGCUCACUGGAACCCCCUUGCAGAACAACCUCCUGGAGCUCAUGUCCCUGCUCAACUUCAUCAUGCCUACCAUGUUCUCCAGCAGCACAUCACAAAUUGCCAAGAUGUUUUCUAUGAAAUCCUCGGAAGAGCAGAGUAGCUUUGAGAGGGACAGGAUUGCUCAGGCCAGACUCAUCAUGAAGCCUUUCAUCCUGCGGCGAGUGAAGAGUGAGGUGUUGAAGCAGCUGCCUGCAAAAGAGGAGCAGGUGGAGUUUUGCCCCAUGAGUGUGAAGCAGGAGGAGUUGUAUGAUGCUUUGUUCAAGAAGCUCAAGGGCUCCACCACUGGAGAGAAGCGAGACCUCUGCAAUGUGAUGAUGCAGCUGAGGAAGAUGGCCAACCACCCCCUGCUCCACAGGCAGUACUACACCCAAGAGAAACUAGCAGACAUGAGUCGGCUCAUGCUGAAGGAGCCGACGCACCGUGACGCAGACCCCACCCUGAUCCAGGAGGACAUGGAGGUGAUGUCAGACUUUGAGCUGCACCGUCUCUGUCUGCAGUACUCUGCCCUGCGGAGUUUCCAGCUGUCCAGUGAGCAGGUUCUUGACUCGGGCAAAUUCUCCCUGCUGACACAGCUACUGUCCUCUUUCAAGGACAAGGGUGACCGUGUUGUACUUUUCAGCCAGUUCACCAUGAUGCUGGAUAUUUUGGAGGUUCUGAUGAAACAUCUGAACUACCGAUACCUUCGCCUGGAUGGCUCCACACCCAUGGCAGAUAGGAUUGGCCUCAUUGACGAGUUUAACAGUGACUCCGAGAUAUUUGUGUUCCUGCUGUCCACGAAGGCUGGCGGCCUAGGCAUCAACCUCACAUCUGCCAAUGUGGUCAUCCUACACGACAUUGACUGCAACCCCUACAAUGACAAGCAGGCUGAGGACCGCUGCCAUCGAGUGGGCCAGACAAGGCCAGUGACUGUGAUUAAGCUUAUCACAAAGGACUCCAUUGAGGACUGCAUGCUACGUGUGGGCCAGAAGAAGCUGAAGCUGGAGCAGGACAUGACAACAUUUGAGGAAGGUGAUGAAGGCUCCAUGCCAGAGGACAUGGCCUCUCUCCUCAAGGCUUCUCUGGGACUUUGAACCUUGCUCUGCAUUCAAUAAAUGCACUCUGACCAACCCACUGGAACAAACACCACAAGUGAACAGUCCACCCCCCCCCCAUCAAAAGUGGAUUUUACAUUAGCCAACAAUUGGAGCCCCCGUAUGUUGGACUCCUUGACUGGAAGACUGGGUUUGUUAACCCUCAUUCUGGAAACUGGAAGGAUUUGCAGGCUUUUGUUCCAGUCCUCAUCAAAGAAUAAUUUGCACUUCGUUUUGCAGCUCAUUGUUACAUUAAAAAUUGCAAAAAUUUCACUCUGCAAACACCACACAUUCUGCAGUGACCAAGCUUACCUGUCAACCGCCAUGUCUAGAGACUCAGCUGCCCUUUGGAGCUCUUCAUGACUCUUCACCACCACCAAAUAGGGAACUGCUACUGAAAAGCCCUGUGACAUCCCUGCUGAUGCAGAACCAAGGGAAUGUCUUAUGUUCAUUACUGUACAACUAAUGUAAAACACUGUUCUCAGUGCCUUAAAUGUUGUUCUAUGAGAUGUUUGUAUUUUAGUCUUGUUUAUUGCUGCUGCAACAUCAACAGUGCUGUUUGAAAAGUACAAACAGCUUUUUUAAAACCUUUGUUAAAGGAGAUAAAGCACUAAAACUGGUGCCCUUUACAUGUGAACUAACUGGCAGUGUUUUGUGUUUAAUGUGUGAGAGAAGUGAGUGUAGUGUAUAUAUGUAGUGUAUGUGUAGUCUGUGUUUGCGCAUGGUGUUCAUUACCCAUGAUGCCUCUCGCUCAUGGAUAACGGACAAGUUGAGAAAAUGU